Amyelois transitella is the source of this 6429-nucleotide messenger RNA. RefSeq names its product segmentation protein cap'n'collar. Gene Ontology annotation, cellular component: nucleus. Lineage: Eukaryota; Metazoa; Arthropoda; Insecta; Lepidoptera; Pyralidae. The record is from RefSeq and is a predicted model, not a curated record. Gene Ontology annotation, biological process: regulation of transcription by RNA polymerase II. The transcript is spliced from 21 exons. Gene Ontology annotation, molecular function: RNA polymerase II cis-regulatory region sequence-specific DNA binding; DNA-binding transcription factor activity, RNA polymerase II-specific. The coding region runs from base 592 to 3711 and encodes 1039 amino acids.
GUGAGAAGUCAGUCACAAAACGAUUUUCACUAUCGCGUGUGCUUGUUUUUAGACUAAUUCGCGUUAUUAAAAACAUUAUUUGUCGCUGCAAAACCUAUUAAAAAGUGAAGAAAAAUAAUAUUUCUACUGGUCAAGUGCAAAUUGUUGUCGGAUUACAGUGUAUUUAAAAAAUUGUGCAAGAAAGUGCGAACUACUGUAAACUACUAGAUUUUCCAGUGAAUUUGCUUGUUUUUGUGAUUUAUUACGUUAUUGUGCUGAUUGGUAUCGAAGCAGAACAAAUUUUCAUGUGAAGUGGCGUCCCUGGCACAAUACCAAAUAAACUCAACAACUUUUCAUCUCUGUGUGUAAAAGUGACUAUAUCACAAUGUGUUCGUUACGGUUACCCGUUAUUUCCGAACUGGCAGCGACGUGAAAGUGACAGAUCAUCAAAAUGACAUCUGUCAAACGAAAAAAGCGGGUAACGUAUAAAGCGUUCAGAAUUCAAAAAAGGACUUGUGUACCAUAGCCAAAGUUUAUUUUUUUUUAAUCUCAAAACCUUUUAAAGGUGUGCUUUGAUCUCACAGUGCUCAAUAGUAAAGACUGAUUAGCAAAAUGAUUGCCUUGAAGAAAUUGUACGGGGAUGAGCUCCUGAGACUAGCUCUCGUCUUGAGCUUGCUCAAGACCAAUCCUAAUGACUACUUAGAGAGAGAGACUCAGCUGAUAGCUGGAUUACAUAUAUCUAACGGCUCAGAUUGGGCCUUGGAGCAAGAGGCGCGAACUUUGAUUCGGCCUCGCUUCAUCCACCCAAAAUCUAUGGACAAUAUCCUGAUAAAUUAUGAAAGACAACUCUUUGAAGAGCUGAACUCCUUGGGUCGCUACGCCAACUCGUACAGCGAAAACAAUGACCGGAUAUAUAAUCGGGCGAUUCAUACAUAUUUAGUGAAUAACGUUGCCACCGAUACAGUCGCCCCCGUGCUUGCGAAUGGGUCGGUCCCGGACGACAGUCCCGACAACGAUGGAGUGUCGGCAGAUGAAAACGUAGCUCAAGAAGUCAAAAUCUCAGAGGAAACUGUAAGCGAGAAUGAAGAACCCGACAAUCAGCCUCAACCAGAUGCUGUCGUCACACUAUCAGCUGACUUCCUGAACAAUCACACAGAAUCUGAUAUAUUCGCUGAAAUAGCUACACGAUCAUUUGAUGUCAACGAGUUUUUAGUGCAACCAAGCGAAAUGCAGAUCAAGAAGGAACCAGAGGAAGUUAAUUCUGACCUCCUAGACGUCCAAGUGAAGAAAGAAAAUGAAGAUUUGUACAGUGACAAUGCCAUCGAUGACUUCGUUCCAUAUUUCAUGGCGAAAGCUGAGAAAUUUGAGCUGGAUGAUCCAGAAUCUAUAUACCACCAAAACAUGGCGGAUCUACAAGAUUAUGGAGAAUUAUUCGAUGAUAUAAAAGAUUUCAAAAACGAAAUAGACAUCAAUACUAAAAAGCAGGAUUUGGAGCAGUUUUUGGUGGAAAAUACUCCUUUAGAUUCGGAGAUAAAUGAUUUGGCACCGAUGUUCGAGGAUGAGUUGGUUUUGGAUAUAAAGAGAGAAAGGGCCAGCACUAGUUUCACGUCAGCAAGUUCCAGCGGUGUGAGUGAUAUGGAUUUCUCGAGAGCUGAUCUUCAGGACAUCAAGUCUGAAUCGGAUGAAGGUCAUCACAGUGGCGAUGAGCUCACUCAAGAGGAGGGUCCUCAGGCGACGAAAGUGGACGAGGUGGACCAAGAGCUGAAGCUGGCCGAGGAGAAGAUCCAGCGGAAGAAGGUGGAAGAAGAGAAGAUUGAGAAAGUGAAGGCGUCCUUGUUGGAUCCCGAUGUGAAAGAGGACGAUCCCUGGGCCGGACUAUCCUACACCGUAGAUACGGAGACUGGUGAAUACGUGAUCCAAGGCGAGCUCCCUGGUGAACUGGUGAACAGCGAGGAGUCCAGGUUCGACCUUCUCGAGGAAGCCCUGCAGCUGGUGGAGCUCGGUGACGAGGCGGAGACCAAGGAUGAACAGCCUGAAGCGAUAGAGGGCAGCAGCAGCGGCGGAGACAUGUUGCACCCGGCGAUGAGGCACGUGCCACAUCACCCCCUGGCACAUUACCAUCAUAAUCAGUCUCUAAUGCGCUGUUUGUCGGUAGAGCAGCGGUGGCAGGACUUGGCGUCGCUGCUGACUAUCCCGCCGCCCCCGGAGCAGUACCACUAUCAUCACCAGCAUGCCCAGCACCCUCAUCACAAUAUCAGCGGCCACGCGGCUGCUGGAGGCUACGCCCCCAACUACCACACCGGUCUGCCGGCUGUUCCGGAAAAGCAUCCCGACGCUUACGCUGGAGCGGCGGCGCCGCUGGAGGGCGCUUACAAGGUGGAAGCGGCCCAUCAUCCACAACAACAUGACGCGCUGUACUAUCAGAACACGACGAGCGAAAUGGCGCCGCCGACCAAUCAAGAUGGGUUCCUGCAAUCCAUUUUGAACGAUGAAGAUCUGCAGCUCAUGGACAUGGCUAUGAAUGAAGGAAUGUACACAAUGCGCAUGUUGGAUGGGGCGAGCGCUCAUCACGCGCCCCACCCUAAUCACACUCAUAUGAUGAUGACAGAACGGGACUCGGCGUCAGACAGCGCCGUCUCCUCAAUGGGAUCGGAGAGAGUGCCGUCUCUCUCUGACGGCGAAUGGUGCGAAGGGAGCGAUUCUGCGCAGGAGUUCCACAGUUCGAAGUUCCGCCCGUACGAUGCGGCGUACGGACGCGACAGAUCCGCACCCCACCAGCCACAGAAAAAACACCAUAUGUUUGGCAAGAGAUGUUUUCAGCAGGAGCAACCGAACCCCAGUUUAGAGCCCUUGGCGCGGCCCAAUCCCGCGCCCGGGGUCGUCAAAUACGAGCCCUGCCCGGAACAGAGCUACCAUCAUGAUAACAUGCAUAUGCACAAUGUAGACUUCGCGGGCCGCCAUCAGCUGGGUCCUCAUCCGACAUUGCAGCCGACAUUAGACCUCAACUCGCCUCAUUGCAGCUCACUAUUACAGACGGGUAUACCCAGCCCGGCAUCGAACCCGGGCCGUUUCUACGCGCCGCCCGACAGGGUGCGCCACAACCACACCUACAGCGCGCCGCUCGCGCCCGACCACCGGCCCGCCGCUACCAGAGACAAGAGAGUUCGACGGCUAACAGAUGGCAGUAUAUCGGACGGCGGUUCCUCGGCCACGAGCAGCGGCCAACACCUGUCCAGAGACGAGAAGAGGGCGAAGGCUUUGGGCAUACCAAUGGAAGUCCACGACAUAAUAAACUUGCCGAUGGACGAGUUCAACGAGAGACUUUCCAAACACGAUCUCAGCGAGGCGCAACUCUCACUGAUAAGAGAUAUCAGGAGGAGAGGGAAGAAUAAGGUUGCCGCCCAAAACUGCCGGAAACGGAAGCUGGACCAGAUCACGUUGCUGGCGGACGAGGUACGCUCCAUGAGGGACCGCAAGCAGCGCACCCAGCGCGACCACCACGCGCUGCUCGCCGAGAGGCAGAGGGUGAAGGAGCGGUUCGCGAAGCUGUACCGCCACGUGUUCCAGAACCUCCGCGACCCUGAUGGGCGUCCACUGUCCUCGGCCCAGUACUCGCUGCAGCAGGCGGCGGACGGCAACGUGGUAUUGGUACCCAAAAUGCAGCAUGAUCAUUCGAUGAAUCGCACAUCAGAUGAUGAAAUGGACAGGAAAACGAAGAAUUACGAGCAGUGACCCCCGCCUGCCUUCCCGUGGUGGCAGCUAACAAACACGCAAUAAUUGUAGAUACAAUUCAUAUAACGCGACAGCUCAGAACACGAAAAUAAAGUUUAAUUAUAAUCUGUUCUUUAAACAGUGUGUGUUUGGUGCAUGUGUACUUACUUGCUGAGUAAUUUGAGUGCAUGUGCACUGAAUAGCGUUUUAACUCGGAAGCGUGCGUUGACCCGCACUUUUUCGUGCGAAAGAUGUAUUUUUGUUUCCGUAAGAAACGUUGAAAACAAUAAAAUGUAUAGUAAAAUAAUGACUUACGAACGAAUAAUGUCUUUUCUUUUUUAAAUGUAUAACGCACGCUAGUGUAUAGGUACUUUGUGUUAUGAUAUCGUCUAUAUAAGCUAUACAGUUAAGCCCUCAAAAAGAUAUAAAAACCCAGAGUGACUGUUUGUAAGUAGUUAAUAACUGAAGUUACAGUAAUUAAAUGUGGGUUUUAAUUUCUAUAGCUUCAGUUUUUGUUCGCGGUUUUUUCUAACUUUUAAUAUUUAUAGUCUAUGGUGGGCUUUGCUUGUCACUUUGACAGCAGUAUACGUCACUUUUGACAGUUCACAGCUGUCACUUUCACAUGUGUUUUUCAAAAUGGAAGCUGGUUGUUUUUCCGUCAAGCUUUUUAAUGUAAGAAACAUCUUGCCUGUUUUGUACAUUUUGAUCUUAAAAAUCAAAUUAAUGUAAGGUUGGUCAAAUACAUGUAAAGUACUUAUUUUGAUUUCGUCAAAGUGAUGGUACAACUUUUUCAGCGAAAAUUUAAUGGCUCUGGUAGUCUGUGUUUAUUUCACAAAAUCAUCUCGAAAUUAUGAAAGAAAAAUGUGAUAGUACGAAAUAUUCCAUUUUUUGUUAGUGUUGUAUAGGUUUUUCUUAUUUUGAUGCGAUUAUUGCGUAAUGAUUACAUAAUUCAUUUGGGAAAAGUUAAAAGCAUCGAUGCAUAAUGAAAGAUUUUUAUUGAUAAAUUGAAAAAAAAUCUACCAAAUACAUCGAUACUUUAAAUUGAGUAUGCCAGAAAUGACUGAUUUUAAAAAUAUUGAAAAAAUACCAUAAUUGUAGAAUUUUGGUGUCUAUGACGCCGCUUCGUUGCAAUAAGUAAUUUUAAACUAUGUUUAACAAUUUUGUAAAAUACUUUUUCUCUUGUUUUAUUUAUGUAUCUAUUAGACUAGAUUAAUUUGUUAUAGAAUUUUGAAUUCUGUUUUUCAGCUACUUAAAGGGUUUUUUAAUCCAACAACUUUCGAAUCAAGUACAAAAUUCGCCUCAAAUGUUAAACCGAAUUGCACGCAAGGAAUAGUGCAUUACAUACUGAGUUUUAAAUGUCGAUAGUUAUUUUUUUAUCGAUAACCUUUAAUAAUCUCUUUACUAUGGAAUUUGGAUUUAAAUCGAGAAUAUUAUUGGUUACACAAUGAAAAAAAUAAUUAUUUUCUCUGUUGUACUAAUUUGUAGUUUGUAUCAUUUGUAGGUUAUAUUUUAAAAUAUCUAUUUUUAAAAUAUCACCUACAACCUAAUAAUCUGUAAAAUAAACUGUAUGUAUACGGCCAGUUUUGUUUAUUUUUUCUAAUCCAACUAAGUCACUGUUCUAUUUUCAAAUAAAAUCGCUUUUUGUUAUAAAAUGCGAUUAUUUGUGGUGCAUAUUUUUUUAAUUUAGCGCAUAGUGGACUGCUUUAUACAGAAAUGAAAUAAUAAAAAAAAAUGUUUAUAUAUUUAUUAAUUUAAGGAGUUAAGCCACGGGUAGGUAAAGCAUUUCACUUGAGUUUUUGUUUCAUUUUACCGAAAAGUAGGUGAAAAGGCUGUGGGUAGAUCAUCUUCGGUAGGUUUAUAUAUUGAGUGGUAAAUUCAAAUUUCCCUAUUUAAAUAGUUACCAAAUAACAGGUAUGUUACUUCUACUAAUGAAGGUUUCUUCCUCGCGUUAAUGACUCGAAUCUUUUUAGUGACUCAAUGCAUGGUCGCUUGGAAUGCACUUAUUGCCUCUAUGAGGUCGAUUCUACAGCAGUUAGAAGGGCACUUGUGGAGUUCAGCGAAUGAGAAGGUUGGAGUCUGGACCAUGAGUUCUAAAUUUGACGUUUUUGAGGGUAGAACCAAAUUUUUGCAUUCUACGUAGUCCAUAGUUACAGUUUAUCAAAGUUUAUCACUCUAUAUAUAAAUCUAUGGUUUCUUGUCUGUGGCAUUAUAUCAUUCCUUCUUGGUUAUCUUAGGUUUAAAAUAUUAAUGAUCUCUUUAUAUUGAAUUGUUGUGAAGUUUGUGUUCUUUCACAGGAAAUUUUAGGAACGUGUUUUAUCUCUUCUUUCUUUCUAACUAUGAGAAUAACCAAUAGGAUAGAAAGAGAGCUAAGACUUAUGUCUUAAGUUUUGUGGAUAAACCCGUUAUGUGUGGAUAAUCUACUUAAACCUAGCCUUUUAGGAUGCGGCUGACAAAACAAACUUCAAUUAACGAUUAGUCAGCUCAAAUUCCUAUUUCUUAAACCUUAUUUCCCAAACCGCCUGUAAAACCAAGAAAAAAAUCAUAGUGCAUGAAUAUAAUGCCACAGAAUAUUUUUUAGCAAAAUUGUAAGUUGAUUUCGUCACUCGAAGCAACCGAUCGAUGUAAUAUAUUAUUACCUUUUAUUUUAUAAGUUUUUUUUUUUACUUUUAACAGAAGUUAUUUUUAAUUUAGGUUACGAUAACAUAGUCCUAAGUCUUAAUAUAAAAAUGUGAAUUUUAA